AUGAGGAUACUAUGCGUGGCUGAGAAGCCCUCUAUUGCCAAAGCCGUUUCCGAGCAUCUCGCUGGGGGCCGUGUCCAAGUGCGCAAUACGCAGAACAAGUACAUCAAGAAUUACUGCUUUGACUAUGACUUUGGCCAGGGAUGGGGCAACUGCAGUGUGACCAUGACCGCGGUGCUCGGCCAUCUCACCUCUACACAGUUUCCUCCUCAGUACAAGGAUUGGAAACAUCCACCCCCUGACCGCUUGUUCGACGCUCCGGUCCAAACAAUCAUUGCUGAGGAUAAAACCGAUGUCGCCGCCAAUAUUGAACAGCAGGCGAAGUAUUGUCAAGGACUAUGCAUUUGGACGGAUUGUGACCGCGAAGGCGAACACAUUGGCCAUGAGAUCUGCGAGGCGGCGAAGAAGGGGAACAGCCGCCUCAAUAUCAGACGGGCUAGGUUCAGCAACAUCGAGAGAGCGCACGUCCUGAAUGCUGCUAGGAAUCUCGUUGCUUUAGAUGAAAAACAGGUCAACGCCGUGUCCGCCCGCAUCGAACUGGACCUCCGGAUCGGGUAUGCCUUCACCAGGUUUUUAUCCAACAACCUCAAGCCAAUGGGGGAACCCCUGACCAGUAAGGUCAUCAGCUAUGGAUCAUGUCAAUUUCCCACCUUGGGUUUUGUCGUGGACAGGUACUUCCGGGUCAAAAACUUCAAGCCCGAACCUUUCUGGAGCAUCAAGGUGUUGCACAAGCGAGAGGGAAUUGACGUCCACUUCGCGUGGGCGCGGAACCGCUUAUUUGACCGAGCUGCAGUCAUCAUCCUCUAUGAGCGCUGCCUUUCAGCCAAGAUGGCAGAGGUGACAAAAGUCCAAGAGAAGCCAACGAAGAAGUGGAAACCGCUCCCUCUAACCACUGUCGAGUUACAGAAAAUGGCAACGCGUUUCUUGCGACUGACCGGUCAGCAGGCCAUGACGGCAGCUGAGAGCCUGUACAAUAAGGGUUUCAUCAGUUACCCCAGAACAGAGACCGAUCGCUUUGAUAAGGGCAUGAAUCUUCAAGCCUUGGUCCAAAAGCAGACACCGGACAAUCGAUGGGGCCAGUUCGCGCAAGAUCUACUUAACGGCGGGUUUUCCCAACCGAGACAAGGACGCAACGAUGACAAAGCUCACCCUCCCAUCCAUCCCAUUACGUAUGCUGCUCCCUCUGUCCUGGGCGAAGACGAGAAAAAGGUGUACGAGUUCGUUGUUCGUCGCUUCUUAGCCUGUUGCUCAGAGGACGCAAAGGGCGUCGCAACAGACAUUGAUAUUAUGUACGGCGAGGAAGCCUUCCACGCCCAUGGUGUCGUUGUCCUAGAGCGCAACUACCUGGAUGUGUACGUCUACGACAAAUGGACUGGCACUGCCCAGCUACCCAAGUUCACAGUUGGCGAACGUUUCGAGCCAUUCGAAGCUAUCAUGACUGACGGAAAAACUACGGCGCCAAGCUACUUGACUGAGGCGGACUUGAUUGCGCUCAUGGAUGCCAAUGGCAUAGGUACAGAUGCCACGAUGGCAGAACACAUCCAGAAGAUCCAGGACCGUGAGUAUGUAAGCACUGUCCCCAGAGCUUCUCGUCCAGCAGAUGACGGCGACGAUGGCGGCGAUCCACCAGCCAGAGGAGCUCGUGGAGGACGCGGCAGCCGCGGCGGUGGUCGUGGCCGUGGCGGUCGAGGGGGCGCAAGCACGACGGCUUCAAGAGGAGGGGUGAUGGAAUUCAUUCCAACCAAGCUGGGUGUGGCCCUAAUUGAGGGUUUCGAUAGGAUGAACUUUGAGACCAGCCUUGGCAAACCAUUCCUGCGGAAAGAGAUGGAAUUGAAAAUGAAGGCCAUAUGCGAGGGACGCACUACCCGACAAGCUGUGCUCAACGAAAGCAUUGGCCAAUAUCGGCAGGUAUAUAACCAGUCACAGGAGAAGCUGCAAGUGCUUAAGGCUGCCUGCAGACAGUAUCUGUUCGAGAAUGGGGUUGGCUGA
This is a messenger RNA of Neoarthrinium moseri, 1986 nucleotides long. RefSeq lists its product as uncharacterized. Gene Ontology annotation, molecular function: DNA binding; DNA topoisomerase type I (single strand cut, ATP-independent) activity. Gene Ontology annotation, cellular component: nucleus. The transcript has 6 exons. The record is from RefSeq and is a predicted model, not a curated record. Lineage: Eukaryota; Fungi; Ascomycota; Sordariomycetes; Amphisphaeriales; Apiosporaceae. Gene Ontology annotation, biological process: DNA topological change. Bases 1 to 1986 code for a protein of 661 amino acids.